Messenger RNA from Musa acuminata subsp. malaccensis (wild Malaysian banana), 1203 nucleotides. The record is from RefSeq and is a predicted model, not a curated record. NCBI's taxonomy places the organism in Eukaryota, Viridiplantae, Streptophyta, Magnoliopsida, Zingiberales, Musaceae.
AAUUUAAGUACGCUUUCCCAAUGCCACCGUAUCUGUUGGUCUCUCGCUUUCCUCUUCCGUUCUUCGUCGCCCAAUCAUCCCUUCCGCGAUGCAAAAUUUAGUGCACUCUCCCAAUACCACCGUAUCUGUUAGUCUCUCGCUCAUCGCUGCGAUCGGCAUGUCAUCGUCUACAUCUCGCAUCGAUCGAUCUGCGGCUAGGGUUUGUGUCUGGGAAUUGGGAGAUGGGGCAGAAGUUGCUGAUCUACAGCUUCGUCGCGCGGCGGACGAUGAUCCUUGCGGAGUACGCGGAGUUCAAGGGGAACUUCACGAGGAUCGCCGCGCAGUGCCUGGAGAAUCUCUCGGGCAGGAACAACAAGUUCAGUUUCAACUGUGACGGUCGCACCUUCAAUUACCUCGUUGAGGACGGAUACAGUGAGUGCUCUCGGGUUUCUGUUUCUGAAAUUGCGAAUCUCGCAGCAUUUUGUGUAGUUGCUGUUGAGUCAGUUGACAGGGAAAUUCCCAUUUUCUUUCUGGAGAGGGUGAAAGAGGAGUUUAACAAAAGAUAUGGAGGAAAUGCUGCAACAGCUGCAGCCAAGAGCCUCAGCCGUGAGUUUGGGUCCAAGCUUAAAGAGCACAUGCAGUACUGUGCAGAUCACCCUGAAGAGAUUAGCAAGAUGGCAAAGUUGCAAGCUCAGGUGUCUGAACUUAAAAGUGCUAUGAUUGAAAAAAUUGAGAAGGUUCUUGACAAUAAGGAGAAUGUUGAUGUGCUUGUUGAGAAGGCAAAAAACCUUUACUCUCAGGCACAAGAUUUUAGACUGCAAGGCACAACGGUGAGGAGGAAUCCGUGGCUACAGGAUAUGAAGAUUAUGCUGAUUGUGAUUGUCUUGGGCAUAAUCAUUGCACUGAUUCUUAUCAUAGUUUUGACCAUAUGUCUUGGCAACAAAUGCUAAUGUUGAUGGAUUUGGGAUAAUCACAACCGCCCUUUUAUCUUAUAUGACUUUGCUAUCUGUGGUGAUUGUGACUCAGCAUUCCCCGUUACAAAAUAGUAUUCUCUUUCUAUGUUCUCAUCUGUUGGGUUCUGUGAUGGGAUUGGCUUCAAGUGUUGUAUGUUAUGCAUACAUAGCCUAAACACAAUUCUUUCUUACUACAUGAAUAGACAGUUCUAUGGUGAUGCUUUAAUUUUGUUGUUGGUAUAGACUGAGUGAUGUCAAUCUUCUUGCGCAA